UGUAAUGAUAUUGUUUGCAGUGAUGCUCAGAGAGCAGGCACCUGCUGCUCUGUAAUGAUUCAGCCUCUUUCAGCUGUCGCUUUAACACAACAGGAUGCUGUUGCUACUGUCACUGUUACCUCUGCCGCUGCUGCCGCCGUUGCUGCUGUUCCUGAUUUUGCUUUUGCUUCUGCUGCAUGACAGUUGUUUUCUUCAUCUAAGCAGACACCAGCCUCAGAUGCUCAAGGUGAGGAGCCAGCCUUUCGCUUUGGGCUAUUGGUUCACUUAAUCCAACUAUUUGUGCUUUGUUUGGUGCAGUCCCCCCCCUUGCACCACCCCCACCACUCCCCUCGGAAGAGUUGGGAUGGCUUGAGAGGCAUUGAAGGAAUUAUAAAAGUGGCCAGGAAAUGGGACCUAAAUAAUUACUAAGCAACUCUAUUUCUUAUUUAAUAGGCGAGGGGGGUUUUAUUUUUAUCCUCUCCCAGUUCAGAUGAUGAUCUGGAACCUGGACUCUCUACUGACUUCCACUAUAUGAUUUUUUCCAGAGUUGGGUGAUUUGAUUUUUCCCUGUCUCAUAGUAAUGGACUGUGAUAGAGUUAAGGCCUUUUGGAGGUGAGCUGGCUGAGAUUUUUAUGCUUAAAUAUGUCUGAAGUAUCUGCAGAGACUUUUCCCCACUCCUCGACUCAGCUGAACCCUGCCGCGUCUCUCGAAGGGCUCCCAGCUGAGGACAACAUGUCAGGGAUGCAAACAGAGGACGGGAGGGUCCAGGCAAUAGCAGGCCUUGCUGCUACUUGCUGCGUGUGCCUGGAGGCAGAGCGAUUGAGGGGCUGCCUCAACUCUGAAAAGAUCUGCAUCGUCCCUAUCCUGGCUUGCCUGCUCAGCCUGUGCCUCUGCAUUGCUGGCCUCAAGUGGGUGUUUGUAGACAAAAUUUUUGAGUAUGACUCUCCUACCCACCUAAACCCGGGGAGGAUAGGACAAGACCCAGUGAUUUCAGUGGAACCUACUGCUCUGUCUGCUUGGGUGCCUUCGGUGGUGCAUACCUCACCUUUCCCAGUACCGAGCCCUGAAACCAAGGUUGAAGUUACAGCGCAAGCUGAUAGUUCGCUAGUGCCCUCCAAGCCUUUUCUCUUGCCUUCUCCGCAUAACCGUGUCUUAGAUUUUUCAUUGUUGUCCUCUACCGCAUCUUCCUUCCCUCCGCCCACGCUGGAGCCUGAGGUGAGAGAGGCUGCCACCCUUUCUCAGGCACAAACAACAGAAACUAAUCUCCAAAUCCUUCCAAAACUUUCCACUUCUACAUCGACUACUGGCACAAGUCAUCUCACAAAAUGUGACGUAAAGCAGAAAGCCUUCUGUGUCAAUGGGGGGGAGUGUUACAUGGUCAAAGACCUUCCAAACCCCCCACGAUAUUUGUGCAGGUGCCCAAAUGAAUUUACUGGUGAUCGCUGCCAAAACUACGUAAUGGCCAGCUUCUACAAGCAUCUUGGGAUUGAAUUUAUGGAAGCAGAGGAACUAUACCAGAAAAGGGUCUUGACCAUAACUGGCAUCUGCAUUGCUCUCCUUGUAGUUGGCAUCGUAUGUGUUGUGGCCUACUGCAAAACCAAGAAGCAACGGAAAAAGUUGCAUGAUCAUCUUAGGCAGAGCCUUCGCUCUGAGCAGAACAACAUGGUGAACAUGGCCAAUGGGCCCCACCAUCCCAAUCCACCGCCCGAAAACGUCCAGCUGGUAAAUCAGUAUGUAUCUAAAAAUGUAAUAUCCAGUGAACACGUCAUUGAGAGAGAGACAGAGAUGUCGUUUUCCACAAGUCACUACACCUCGACAACGCAUCACUCCACCACUGUCACCCAGACGCCCAGCCAUAGUUGGAGUAACGGUCAGACAGAAAGCAUUAUCUCAGAAAGCCACUCCGUGCUUGUGAGUUCUUCUGUAGAGGACAGCAGGCACACGAGCCCAGCAGGAGCCAGAGGACGCCUCAGUGGCAUAGGAGGUCCACGAGAUUGCAACAGCUUCCUGAGGCAUGCAAGAGAGACCCCUGACUCCUACCGAGAUUCGCCUCACAGCGAAAGGUAUGUAUCAGCUAUGACCACACCGGCUCGCAUGUCACCUGUUGAUUUCCACACUCCAAGUUCUCCAAAGUCCCCCCCUUCAGAAAUGUCUCCACCGGUAUCCAGCUUAACUGUAUCUGUCCCCUCUGUGGCGGUCAGUCCCUUUAUGGAAGAGGAGAGGCCUCUGCUUCUGGUGACGCCUCCUCGGUUACGGGAGAAGUAUGACCAUCACAUUCAGCAGUUCAAUUCCUUCCACCACAACCCCGCCCAUGAGAGCAACAGUCCACCACCUAGUCCUCUGAGGAUAGUAGAGGAUGAGGAAUAUGAGACCACACAGGAGUAUGAGCCAGCACAGGAGCCUCCAAAGAAACUAGUCAACAGCCGGAGGGCAAAAAGAACAAAGCCCAACGGCCACAUUUCCAACAGAUUAGAAGUGGACACCGACACGAGCUCUGAGAGCAGUAGCUCGGAGAGUGAAACAGAAGACGAAAGAAUAGGUGAGGAUACACCUUUCCUGAGCAUACAGAACCCCAUGGCAACCAGCCUAGAGGCAGCCACUGCAUACCGACUGGCUGACAGCAGGACUAACCCAACUAGCCGGUUCUCCACACAGGAAGAAUUACAAGCAAGGUUGUCCAGUGUAAUAGCUAAUCAAGACCCUAUUGCUGUAUAAAACAUAAACAAAACGCAUAGAUUCACAUGUAAAACUUUAUUUUAUAUAAUGAAGUAUUCCACCUUUAAAUUAAACAAUUUAUUUUAUUUUAGCAAAUUCCACUAAUAGAAAACAGGAGGGGGAAAAAAACUUUUAUAAAUUAAAUAUAUGUAUGUACAAAUGUGUUAUGUGCCAUAUGUAGCAAUUUUUUACAGUAUUUCAAAAAUGAGAAAGAUAUCAAUGGUGCCUUUAUGUUAUAUUAUGUUGAGAGCAAGUUUUGUACUGUUACAGUAAUUGCUGUUCCAUGGUAUUUUGCAGAAUCUUCCGACCUUCAGUUCUCCUGGCUUUUUUGUGCAUUGCGUUAUGGUAACUGGAGGUAUGGUUUGCAAGAAUUGCGAAAGUCCCUAUGUUUGCUUGUAGUGGACUGCCCCCCAAAUCAAAAUACUCUGUGAUGACAUACCCACCAACAAAACAAGACUGUUUUCUUCUAUAAGAGAUUUCAUUUGCUUUCCGUAUCUGAAAUGAGUUGUGUCUGCUUUCUGCCAGCCAAAAGGUUUGCUUCAUUGGGCACUGGAAUAAUAGUACAGCCAAAGCAUGCUACUAUUAAUGACAGCAGGAUAACAAAAAUUGCAUUAAAUAAUGUUACAUAUUCGAAAGAGAGUAAUACUGUGAUUUUAAACUGAAUGUAUUAUUAAUCAGAAAUCACUUGUACUCGCUAGGAACUGUCAUUACAUUUUUUUCCAGAUAUUAAUUGUCCUAGUUAUCUCUUAGAAAAUGGGCUCAGAGUAGCAGAGGCUAUGAACCCAGUAGUUUACAAAAAACAAGAUUUCCAUUAGCUUAAGUUGCUGGGAAAAAUACACCAGGUAUCUGUAACCAGACAAGGAAAAGAACUAGCUGGAAAAAAAAAAAGCCACUAAUAAAAGUGCAGCCAUUUUUACCUGUAUUUUUAAUGUUGAUUUUUAAUAAACAAGUUAUUCUUUG
Gopherus evgoodei (Goodes thornscrub tortoise) is the source of this 3654-nucleotide messenger RNA. RefSeq names its product neuregulin 1 (gene NRG1). Gene Ontology annotation, biological process: animal organ development; intracellular signal transduction; activation of transmembrane receptor protein tyrosine kinase activity. Gene Ontology annotation, molecular function: chemorepellent activity; protein tyrosine kinase activator activity. The transcript is spliced from 9 exons. Bases 622 to 2694 code for a protein of 690 amino acids. The record is from RefSeq and is a predicted model, not a curated record. Lineage: Eukaryota; Metazoa; Chordata; Testudines; Testudinidae.